CAUACUGAAAUACGUACAUAUUUACCAUCUGUAAAAUGUUUUCCAAACUUUAUAUAAUUGUAGGUUUAGCCUUACAACUUUCGUCUAAUUAUGUUCAGGUCAGAGGUCAUGGCAGACUGCUAGAACCGCCAAACCGCUCUUCUAUCUGGAGAUUUCCGGAAUUUUCUGAUAGAAAGCCACCCGUAAAUUAUGAUGAUAAUGCCUUGUACUGUGGAAACUAUACUACGCAUUAUGAAGUGAACGGGGGCAAGUGUGGCGUGUGUGGAGACCCUUACAACCAACCUCGACCAAGGGACAAUGAAGAAGGAGGAAUUUAUUAUGCUGGGAUAAUUGUCCGAGGAUAUAAAUCUGGACAGAUCAUUCCCGUAGAAGUUGAGCUGACAGCCACGCACUACGGUUAUUUUGAGUUCCGUCUCUGUGCUAAGAAUGACCCUGUUUCUCAUCUCGACCAAGCUUGCUAUGACCAACACCUCCUUCAACGAACAAAGGGGCUUGGAACAAGAUACUACAUUCGGCAACAAUCUGGAACGCAUUAUGCCACCUAUAAUCUAACCCUUCCCACAGGCGUCGUUUGCUCAUCAUGUGUUUUACAAUGGCAUUACGAGACGGGCAACCGAUGGGGGACGUGUCAAAAUGGGACAGAAGGAUUAGGGUGUGGACCUCAAGAAGUUUUUAGAGGAUGUUCAGACGUAAUUAUUUUGCCAUGAAUCUAUUUCAACAGCAACAAAUUGGUGGAACGGGUUGAUUUUGUAGCAAUAGAAUCGAAAUACUUAUUUAUUGCAAAAUAAAUUUCUGCAUAAAUAUACGAACACAGCAAAUUAG
Molecule: messenger RNA, 822 nt
Organism: Folsomia candida
Lineage: Eukaryota; Metazoa; Arthropoda; Collembola; Entomobryomorpha; Isotomidae
Exons: 3
Coding region: 36-707 (223 amino acids)
Source: RefSeq, a predicted model, not a curated record